This is a messenger RNA of Cryphonectria parasitica EP155, 3118 nucleotides long. RefSeq lists its product as uncharacterized. Bases 650 to 2701 code for a protein of 683 amino acids. The record is from RefSeq and is a predicted model, not a curated record. The transcript has 3 exons. Gene Ontology annotation, molecular function: DNA-binding transcription factor activity, RNA polymerase II-specific; DNA binding; zinc ion binding. Gene Ontology annotation, biological process: DNA-templated transcription; regulation of DNA-templated transcription. NCBI's taxonomy places the organism in Eukaryota, Fungi, Ascomycota, Sordariomycetes, Diaporthales, Cryphonectriaceae.
AUCUGUCUCGCCAUUCUUCCUUUGCAAGAAUAGUGGCAUUUUUUCUUUUAUUCUCUCCUUGUUUUGCCUCCUCCGAAAAAGCUGCUGUUUAAGAAAAACAACAACAGAAAAUCAAAACCAAAAUUCCUCUUGAUACCCCGGCAUCUUUCGACGCCUCCUAUCCUUUCCUUUGAAUAAUCUCACGAAUUUAUCCGAGCGACCGUGUCGGUGCAGACAAGCGAGCCAUUUCCCCGGAUUUGGGCGUUACUUCUUUCCCCGCGGUUUUAUUCUUCAACGGCCCGAUUACAAUUGCGACCUCCUCUAGGCUGCAUGAACCCCCCAGCCAUUACUUCUGCACGUGGAUGUCGACUCUUUGGCUCAAUCAUACAUCCCAUCUGAACACAUAGGUCACUCAAGGCAACCUUUUACUGUCCUAGGUCGCACAGACAAGACUGCGGCGGCAGUGCAUGUCCAGGACGACCCGGCGGACACGACCAACCAUCUUUUCCUCAAAGGGCCUCUUUCCAGUGGAACUGAUCAUAUCGCAAUAGCAACGACUUAAACGAUUCGGCGGUGGUCUUUUUCUGGAAGAGAAGAAGGAACAGAAGAAGAAUCAUUUCAUUCAUUAUCUGGACGAGAGGAGGAGAACGCGUGCCUCGAUUCGUACACGAUGACGAGCGCGGUGAAGAGGGCAUGCGAUGCUUGCCAUCGACGCAAGGUCAAGUGUGACGGAAUCAAUCCCUGUCGGAACUGCAACACUGCCUCUCUCAACUGCACAUAUAAUGCAGUACCUCAAAAGAAAGGCCCCAAGGGCUCCAGGGCCAAGGUCAUCAGCGCGCUGCGCGAGGAUCAGAAACUGCAGAGCCUGUCAGCACAGGUGCAGAGCCGUCUGAAUGGCAUUCCGGGUCCGCCAGUCGCCCCGUCAUUGGCUCCCACGCCCGGCCUGUUGACCGUCGAUAUGAUGAGGGAGUGCAUGGAUUUCUACUUCGCCAACAUGUACCCGCACAUGCCUAUCCUCAACCGCCAGCGCCUGGAGCAGCAGAUCCCCUACAUGGAUCAAGUUCUGGACACUUACUGUCUCCUCACCUCGCUGUGCGCCCUCAUGAUGAUCCAACCGGGCAUGGGGAUUCCCGGUGGUGACCCUUAUGGCCUGGACAGCAUGCCCGGCGCGAACAUCGUGUCCAGCACUGUGUUGAUGGAAGAGACCAUUCGCGUGAGGAAAGGUUUCGAUUACACCGAGUCGCCGUCCCUCAACACCUUCGCCACCAGCUACUUCCUGUUUGCCUGCUACUAUGGCCUCGACAUGCACGAGAAGGCCUGGUUCCACCUGCGCGAGGCAGCGACAAUGAUGCAUAUUGUCGGGAUGAACAGGGAGGAGGUGUACGCACAGAUGGAUCCUAUAGAAUCUUCCUUGCGGAGACGGCUCUACUGGCUCUUCUUUGCCACAGAAAGAGCAUAUGCCUUGCAGCGCAACAGACCGUUGACGCUCCAGGCGACCAUCAAAAUGCCCACCGCAAAUGACGACCCCACGGAUCCUGGUGCUCGCCAGCUGGAGCGCUUUUUGCUUCUCGUGAACUUGUUCCGGCCCUUUGAUGAUGCCUUUGUCUCCACCUGGAACAGGACCCGCAGCAAUUGGCCUACUGCUCACAUCCAAAGCUUGCAGAAACAGCUCGCCGAUAUCCUACCGUCAUUCCUGACUUACGGCGACUCGCAACUCGCCGACAUCAGGACCAAUCAGCAGUGGAUCAAGACGAUGACCUGGCAACUCACAAUGAACAACGGCAAUUUGACCAAGGUGUUCGAGGUUGCAUGCACACUGAUCGAGGCUCUGGCCAUGCAUCCUGCAUCUCGUGAUCCGUUCUCGCCAGGACCCCGCGAGCAGCUCAACCCCCUGUUGAACGUCCUCUCGAUGCUGCGAAACGGAGACCAUCGAUUCAUCCCGCUCCUGCUCAGCAAGGUCCACGAGGUUCUACCGAAGCUCGUCAGCCCGAUGCUCCUGAAUGUUCCGGACAGCGUGUCCAACAACGCCUGCAGCGUCGACAUUUUUGACGGUUUCGGUAACGCCGGCAUGGCCCAAACACCGGCGAUGCUUGACGGCUUCGAGAAGAAGUACCCGAGUCCCGAAUCCAGCAGCUCGCAGGCCGGCGUCUCAUCAAACAACGACAUGAACUCGCCUUUUGUGAGCUCGCCCAUGUCGCCGGCGGCAGAUUUUUCACACGGCAUGCCGAACAGCUCAUUUAACACCAUGUCGGACGUGAUGAUGACCCAGAUGACACAGUCCACACCGGUGUCACACAAUCUGCAGAUGCCUGCCACAAAUCCUCCACAAACACCACACUCGCAACAUGCGCCUCAAACACCAAUAGCUGCCAUGCCAACCAUGGGUCAGCACAUGCAGAACAGCCUGCACACACCUUUGGAACAACCGCCCAACCUCUCCCUCAACCACCAGACGCAGAACUUUGGACAGCAGUCCUUCAACCAGGGCAUGUCUUUCGCAAUGCAUGGUCUGGGACAGGACAUGAGCACGAACAGUAUGGUUCAGAGACAAGGGCCAUCCCGGGCCAACAGUUUCGCAAUGGCGCCGAAUCCUCAAUUACGAACGAUUGGCGACUUUCAGGCUCUACAGAGGGCCAACUCGGACAUGGCCUCACUGGGCUCGCUUGGGAUGAACAAUGGAUUGCCUGUUGGACCGGACAUGGACUUCAGUGGUUUGCGGUAGCCCUGAAUUCGAUACAGAACUGGCUGCACCCGACCAUAAGAAUAUAUCAAGAGCAUCACUGCACUCGAACUUCACACCGUGCUCUCGAAAAUAGCGUCGAGAGCAUCUUCUAUUUAUUUUUCUUCUCGUUAACCAUCUACCUCGAGCAUUAUAUAUAUAAGCGCACAUGGACAUAUCCUGUGGACGGCUGGUUCGAUAUCAUGAGCUUGGUUUUUACGACAAUUUUUGCAUAGGUUACACAGAGGGAGGGGGAAGUCUUGCAUGCUCUGAUUGCGUCUUGUUAUGGGUAUCUCUGGCAAAACAAACUCGCUUUUAUAUGAGUGAGCAUCGUCGUCGGGAAGACGGAGCCAGCCACGAAGAUUCUGUAUUUACUGCGCACGCGUUGAAUGAGAAUGAGAUUGGAGGUGAUUGCAUCGC